AGAGAGCGCACAGGGAGCCGCUGCUGCCACCUCAACAUGGAGUAGCGAGACCCCAGCUUUUACUGCUAAAGAGCGGAUCCCACAGAGAGGAAUACAGCACGGCUUCUGUUUGAUACAUCCUGCAGAAGUCCCCGCAAAUGAUACAGCGGCCAUUAUUUCUUUUAAACGCACAGGGAAGCUCGGCUUUUAUUUGAAAGAUGGCGAACGACUCUCCGGCUAAAAGUCUAGUAGACAUAGACUUGGCUUCAUUGCGGGAUCCAGCUGGGAUAUUUGAAUUGGUGGAGGUGGUUGGAAAUGGCACCUAUGGACAAGUAUACAAGGGACGACACGUCAAGACUGGACAGCUGGCUGCCAUCAAAGUCAUGGACGUCACAGAGGAUGAAGAGGAGGAAAUUAAACUGGAGAUCAAUAUGCUGAAGAAGUAUUCCCACCACCGAAACAUAGCCACCUACUACGGGGCUUUCAUUAAGAAGAGCCCCCCGGGACACGAUGACCAGCUCUGGUUGGUGAUGGAGUUCUGUGGAGCUGGUUCCAUCACAGACCUGGUGAAGAACACGAAGGGGAACCAGCUGAAGGAGGACUGGAUCGCCUACAUCUCCAGAGAGAUCCUCAGGGGUCUGGCCCACCUUCACGCCCACCACGUCAUCCAUCGUGACAUCAAGGGUCAAAACGUCCUGCUGACGGAGAAUGCUGAAGUGAAACUGGUUGACUUUGGUGUGAGUGCUCAGCUGGAUCGGACAGUGGGGAGGAGGAACACCUUCAUCGGGACGCCUUACUGGAUGGCCCCAGAGGUCAUCGCCUGUGACGAGAACCCAGACGCUACGUACGAUUACAGGAGUGAUCUGUGGUCUACUGGUAUCACAGCUAUUGAAAUGGCUGAAGGAGCGCCACCACUUUGUGACAUGCACCCAAUGCGUGCACUCUUCCUCAUUCCAAGAAACCCUCCUCCCAGGCUCAAGUCUAAAAAAUGGUCCAAAAAGUUCAUCAGUUUCAUCGAGGGCUCUCUGGUGAAGAACUACACGCAGCGGCCCCCCACCGAGCAGCUGCUGAAGCACCCCUUCAUUCGAGACCAGCCCAACGAGAGGCAAGUCCGCAUCCAGCUCAAAGACCACAUCGACCGUACCAAGAAGAAGAGGGGGGAGAAAGAUGAGACAGAGUAUGAGUACAGUGGCAGUGAGGAGGAGGAAGAGGAUCCCCCAGAGCAGGAGGGAGAGCCCAGCUCCAUUGUCAAUGUGCCGGGUGAGUCCACGCUGCGCCGCGACUUCAUCCGCCUGCAGCAGGAGAACAAGGAGCGUUCAGAGGCGCUCCGCCGCCAGCAGCUCCUGCAGGAGCAGCAGCUUCGGGAGCAGGAGGAGUACAAGCGCCAACUACUGGCCGAGAGGCAGAAACGAAUUGAGCAGCAGAAGGAGCAGAGGAGGCGGCUGGAGGAGCAACAGCGCCGUGAGCGUGAGAUGAGGAGGCAACAGGAGCGCGAGCAGCGUCGCCGCGAGCAAGAGGACAAGAGGCGUGUCGAGGAGAUGGAUCGUAGACGUAAGGAAGAGGAGGAACGCCGGCGGGCUGACGACGAGAAGAGGAGGAAUGAUCGUGAACAGGAGUACAUCAGGCGUCAGCUGGAGGAGGAGCAGAGACACCUGGAGAUGCUGCAGGAGCAGCUGCUGCGUGAACAGGCCAUGCUGCUGGAGUUCAAGUGGCGGGAGCUGGAGGAGCAGCGCAAGGCCGAGCGUCUCCACAAGCGCCUGCAGCAGGAGCAGGCCUACCUGCUGUCGCUGCAGCACGAACCCAAACCCAGCGACAAGACCAAACUUCCACAGACCUCCACCCUGCCCCCUGACAGAGCCCUCCCCUCCACCCCUCAAGCUCAGGUCCUCGACGGUGCUGCUUCUGUAGCAAAAGGCUCCAAUGAGUCGUCCAGAGAACUUGAAAAAUUCCCCUCAGACAAACCCCAGAACUGCGACUCGGAUGAGACUUGUCCAAACCAGCUCUCAAACUCCCCCACCCCCUAUCAGACUGAACUCCCUGACUCUGAACUUCCCCAGGCAGAAAGUCUGGAGCCCGAUAGGCCGGUCAGUCCUCCUCCUCAGCCAAUCAGAGAGGCGGACGAGCGGUACCGUAAGAACAUUCAGGGCUCCCCUCAGGUCGUCCCCCCUCCAAAGCAGCCCCCUCUGCCUCCCCGCUCCUCUGAACCUUUCUCCAAUGGCGGCUCCUCCUCCGAGGCCGUCGCCAUGCACCGACCCAUGGAACCUCAGGUCCAGUGGUCCCACCUGGCUGCGUUAAAAAGCAGCAACAGCGCUGCCCCCUCUCCUCCUCUUCCUCCUCCUCCUCCGCCCAUGGUCUCUCGCUCGCAGUCCUUCAGCGAGCCUGCCGGCGUCACCUCUAGCUUUGCACAAGUCCACCUGCGCUCCCAGGACCCCCACCACCAACACCACCCAUCGCCCGCACGCACUGACCCCCAGCCCCAACCUCCCCUCCACCACCCCCAGGGUCUUAGUAGGGCCGAACCCCAGGUCGGCGGAGAGGAAGUUCCUCCCAAGGUACCAGUAAGGACAACCUCCAGGUCUCCGGUCCUGUCUCGCCGAGAGUCCCCUCUGCCCCAGCAGCCUGGCAACCAGGGCGCACAGAGGAGCGCCGGCGGUAAUGUGGAGCAGCGGCCGCUGUGGGACCGAGUGGAGAAGCUGCAGCCGAGGCCCGGCAGCGGCAGCUCGUCCGGCUCCUCCAACUCCAGCUCGCAGGCCAGUCCUGGGGACCGCUUCAGGCCACGCUGUGAGUCCCCUGCUUCCUCCAAAUCUGAAGGAUCGCCUCUCCAGCGGCCUGAAAAUGUUCCCAAAAAACAAGAUGAAAAGAACCUGGCCAGGCCGACCCGACCAGCUGAUCUGACAGCUCUUGCCAAGGAGCUUCGUGCAGUGGACGACGUGAGGCCUCCCCACAAGGUCACCGACUACUCCUCCUCCAGCGAGGACUCGGGCACCACCGACGAGGAAGACGAUGAGGAGGUGGACCAGGAGGCGGGAGAGGAGUCCACCUCAGGAGCAGAGGACUCCAGGGCUGGGAGGAUGAGUAACGGCGAGACGGAGUCGGCCAAGACGAUGCUGGUGGAGGACUCGGAGAACGAGAAAGGCAUGAUGUCCUCCAAGGACGGCACGCUGGUCAUCAGACAGAGCACCGCAGACAUUAAGCGGUUGGUCAAUCUCUCCUCCUCCUCCUCUUCCUCACCCUCGGCUGGCCCUGGUCACGUCCACGGCCAGCCCCAGACCCCCGGCCUCGCAGAGAAAAACGGCUUUGCCGGCCGCAUACACCACCUACCAGACCUUAUCCAGCAGAGCCAUCACUCCCCUUCCUCCACCACAACCAUCCCUUCCUCCCCCUCCUCCUCUUCCUCCUUCCCCUCAUCAUCUAGCUAUGCCAGUCCUGCCAUGUCCCCACAGACCCCCCUGGACAAGCUCACUGCCAUAGAGUCCCAGUCAGAAAGCAACUCCAUGUCCAAACACAAGUCUUCCUCUUCCUUCACUCCGUUCAUCGACCCUCGUCUUCUCCAGAUCUCUCCAUCCAGCGGCAGCUCCCUCAACAACAUGGCAUUUGGGCCUGAUGGACGCCUCGCAGACCCGCUGAAGUCCGACCCGUCUCGUAAAGGCUCGGUGGUCAACGUCAACCCGGUCAACACACGCCCUCCCAGCGACACCCCGGAGAUCCGCAAGUACAAGAAGAGGUUCAACUCUGAGAUCCUGUGUGCCGCGCUCUGGGGAGUGAACCUGCUGGUGGGAACAGAGAGUGGUCUGAUGCUGCUGGACCGAAGCGGACAGGGGAAGGUCUACCCUCUGAUCAACAGGCGGCGCAUCCAGCAGAUGGACGUCCUGGAGGGACUCAAUGUCCUGGUCACUAUAUCAGGUAAAAAGAACAAGCUGAGAGUGUACUACCUGUCGUGGCUGAGGAACAAGAUUUUGCACAACGACCCCGAGGUGGAGAAGAAGCAGGGCUGGGUUAAUGUGGGCGACCUGGAGGGCUGCGUCCACUACAAAGUCGUGAAGUAUGAGAGGAUUAAGUUCUUGGUGCUGGCUUUGAAGAACGCUGUGGAGGUGUACGCCUGGGCGCCCAAACCCUACCACAAGUUCAUGGCGUUUAAGUCUUUCGGUGAUCUGGUGCACAAGCCUCUGCUGGUGGACCUGACUGUGGAGGAAGGUCAGAGGUUAAAGGUCAUCUACGGCUCCUGUUCAGGCUUCCAUGCUGUGGAUGUGGACUCUGGUGCCGUCUACGACAUCUACCUGCCCACACAUAUCCAGACCAGCAUUCAGUGCCAUGCCAUCAUCAUCCUGCCCAACACCGACGGCAUCGAGCUGCUGGUGUGUUACGAGGACGAGGGCGUCUACGUCAACACCUACGGGCGCAUCACCAAGGACGUGGUGCUGCAGUGGGGAGAAAUGCCAACUUCAGUGGCCUACAUUAGGUCAAACCAGAUCAUGGGCUGGGGUGAGAAGGCCAUAGAGAUCCGCUCAGUGGAGACGGGUCACCUGGACGGCGUCUUCAUGCACAAGAGAGCUCAGAGACUCAAGUUCCUGUGUGAGAGGAAUGACAAGGUCUUCUUUGCCUCUGUGCGCACUGGAGGGGCCAGCCAGGUGUAUUUCAUGACGCUGGGUCGCUCCUCCCUCAUGAGCUGGUAGUCGAUAUUUCCAGCAGGACGACGACAGCUAGGCAGUGACAAACAGAUGACGAUUGUGACCAUGACCGACGACGAAGAAGAAGAAGAGAACCGCCUCGAGCGUCUCGACGGAGGGAACUGCUUCCUCUCGCUUGCUCGGGCAAACAAACCAACGGAUUGGACUGUAAUCAUGACAAGAAGCUAGGGACGGGUGUGUGUGUUUUGAGGGCGUUUUCUGUUCGUUUAACUAUAUUACACAUACAGAAACCCCCACGAGCCACCAGGUUAUCCUCACCCUCCCUUUGAGCCGAUCCCCCUCCUCCUCCUCGUCCCCUGCAGGGCGUGGGAUCUUUUGCCUGUUGAUGGUAAAUCUUUAUGUGUCAUAGUAAAACUUUGCAUCGUGUACGUGUGUGUGAAUGGAGGAAACACUGAGCAUGUGAAUGACUGGAGGGACGAUGAGCGCGGCCGUUACUGUAUCGAAGAUUCUUUAUGCGCCGUUAGUAGCUGUGUUUAGUCCGGGUCCUGUUCAGGUGAAACUACUCCCACCACCACGGUAGAUUUCCACGUCAAGCAUGUCAUUUCACACUACUUCACAGCCACAUUCAUAACGCUUGACCUGUAAAUCUGCCUCUGUAUCUUCACUUUUUUUGCCUUCUCUUCCUUAAAGUGAAGAUUUUUUUAAGGGACCUUCUUGAUAUAUCCAUUAAAUACAGGGUACUGGAUAUCAGCGUGUACAUACUAACUGCAUCCACCUUGUAGUCUUCAGGCUCUCCCAGGUUUUACAGACACUAUCUCGACUUUUACCACAUUGCCUCAGUAGGUUAUGUCGGACAGAACAACAGAAGUAGCCCGGUUUAUGACAGCAUGUGGCUUUGGUGUUAAAUUAGCUCCAGUUUUUCAUACACUGUAUAUUUUGUAUGUGGCUCGCUGCACAUAAAGCGUGAGAAUGCAGGACACACCCAUAGAGGAGACUUAAAGGAGAAAUCCACCCUGUUCAUCAGCUCAACCGGAAGAAAACACAACCAAAAAAAACCACCAACGGACCCAGAAAUAUGAGAUGCAUUACCAAAAGCUGUUGGGUGGAUUUUCCCUUUGACAUCAGUCAUAAGUAGGGCUAGGAUAAACUGUGAAUUAGACAUGCACAUUUAGCAAGUGGCCAUUAAGGUAGCAUGGAGGCCAGUGUCCAGAAGUGACGCUAAGGGAAUGAAGGCAUUAAAUCUCGAGGGCUGAGAAGAAGAUUUUGAAUAUCACACUACAAAAAAAGGGGGAGGAAAUCAGGAUCCGCUGAUUGUCCUCCAUCUGCACGACGUUUGAAUUUCACAAAUCUGUAUUUUAAAGGAGGCUUAGUGUUCGGGAUCUCCAGCUGAUUUAAACUGCUUGAAAAACGCUCCGCAGGUUUUGACAAGUUAAAUAAAGACGUUUGGAUUUUAUGUACUGUAGAAAACACUUUCAUGUGAUUAAAUAUUGGACCUCUUUUAGCCAUUUUAGGCUUCAGACAGGAGAGUCCAACACUUUAACUGGAUCAUUACUCUUUCCAAGAAUUGAAUAACCUUCAUUUUACCUUCUCAUCCUCUAAAACCAAGGAAAGACGUGCGUGUCACUUCCUGUUAGACAGUCUCAUUCCACUGUUAAGAUGUAGAAUCCAUCCUGCAAGCUGUGUGUAUGUAUGAAUGAGAAAACUAUAUAACGAGACUCAUGGACACCCCCCCCCCCCCCCUUCUUCACCCACUUUUUGACCCUGCUCUCAGUAAAGGUGGUGCCUUCACUGUCCAAGGUGGGACGUGGUGAGAGCUGCAGAAAAAUGAGAUGCUUUCACUGUCCCGAUCCUCUGUGAAAAAGCAAAAGAAAGUCACGUUCUAAAAGCAGUGUUACAAAACCACUUCAGACGGCGUGAACUAAGCGGCAUAUUUUUAACUCUGACUUAGUUUUUAGUCUUGUUUCUGCAAUUUUUAUUAUGUAACCCUUCAGAUAAGUAUGCGACUGCAGUGGUUUUUAAAUUGUAAUGCACACCUUAUGUUGAAAAUGUUUACAGAAGCAAUUGUUUUGUUAAACCAAUGUGCAUCGAUAUGAAUAUUUAUGGUUUAUUUUGAGGGCAGUUUCUCCCUGUUUUGUAUUUUGUAUUAUUCCCUUUUUGUACUAUCAUUUAGACGUUUGUGUACAGGAAGGAUCAACUCCGCUCACAUCCUGGAUUACACAAAUCUGAAGUGGGAUUUCACUGAUUAUUUUACAUCCUGCACAGUGGGCCCCUGGCUGUGUGGCAGCGUGGAUCAAAUGUUUUCUACCACCCAGGUGCCAGGUGACAUGUCCGCCCCCUCUCCCCCCCCCCCCCCUCAAACGUCUCUCUGCCAUGCCUCUCUAAUUUAUGUCCUCUCUGUGUGUACUAUGGGAAUUACUGUAUUUUCCUGAAGGUCUUUUUUUCCAUUGAAUAAAAUCAGAAGUAAUUUACA
Messenger RNA from Eleginops maclovinus (Patagonian blennie), 7077 nucleotides. Its product is annotated as mitogen-activated protein kinase kinase kinase kinase 4-like. The coding region runs from base 198 to 4652 and encodes 1484 amino acids. The transcript has 32 exons. The record is from RefSeq and is a predicted model, not a curated record. Gene Ontology annotation, biological process: protein phosphorylation. NCBI's taxonomy places the organism in Eukaryota, Metazoa, Chordata, Actinopteri, Perciformes, Eleginopidae. Gene Ontology annotation, molecular function: protein kinase activity; ATP binding.